AUGCCAUCAGAUACAUUUCGAAUGUUAAUCUGUGGAAAUAGUGGAAGUGGUAAAACUAAUUUAUUGUAUCAUAUGUUAAUUGAGCCACUAAUUCACUAUGAUGAGAUAUAUCUUUAUGCACGCAAUCUUGAACAGGAGAAGUAUCAAAAUCUGAUACAAAAAAUGAGACAGCUGAGUCAUAAGGUUGGUUAUGACAUUCUUAAUGUUAGUAACGAUAAGGUAAUACCAGUUGAUGAAAUGAAUUAUGAGGACAAUCAAAAAGUAGUAAUAUUUGAUGACUACGUCUGUGAUAAGAAUCAAAGAGAAUUGAUAGACUAUUUUAUUCAAGGGCGACAUAAAAACUGCUCAGUGAUAUACCUUUCCCAGUCGUUUUACAAGACACCAAAAGAUAUUAGAUUAAACUGCUCCCAUUACUGUAUUUAUGAUUUUCCCUCCUCACGAGAGCGAAAUAUGAUUUCGAGUGAACUUGGUGUAUCUAAGGAAAAAUUCAAAGCGGCCACUAGCAAACCGUUUUCAUUUUUGUACGUAGAUAAACCAGAAAAAAGAAUCGCUACAAACUUUUAUGGGGCUUUAUAGAAGCUAGAAACACGACCAAAGGGAGAGAUGAUUGUCUGCUUAUUAAGUAAAUGGGAAUAUUUAACGAGCAAUCUAAUCAUUCAUUUGCCCGAGGAAUUCAAGGCGCUCCAGGAGUUGGAUCUAGUCUAACCGCAGAUGGAAACUAUGAUAUGUUAAAAAGAAAACUAACAAAUCUUGGUGAUGGAACAGACUCAAAUGAUGCUGUUACUCGCAAACAAUUGGACAGCGCUGGCGUUGGUGAUAUAACAGCUGAUAUUAAUUUAAAAAAUUCUUACAAUAUGCAGAACAGCAAAAAGAGAACAUUUAAUCAACUCAAAGCAGAUACUAAAUCAUUAGUUAGUUACGAAGAAGUAAAAGAAAACUUUAUUGGAUUAAACGAAGCAGAAGCAAUGCAGACGUAUUUGGAUAUGGGAGACAACUUCAUUUACAGAGUUAAGACUCCAACUGCAAACGACCAAGCUUCAAAUAAAUCCUAUGUUGAUCAAACAGCAACAAAUACAAUAAACACUGCAGCAUUAAUUCAUGCAACAAAAGCAGAACUUGAUGAUUAUCUCAAAAAAGAUGGGACUACCCCAAUGACUGGAAAUCUAGACAUGAACAACAAUCGAAUAUUUAAUCUGCCAGCUCCAACUGGGCCAAAACAACCAACACCAUUAACUUUUACAGAUUUUAAGUAUCUCCACGUUGCUGGAACAAAUAAAAUGCUUAAUAAUCUAGACAUGGACAACAAAAGUAUAAAUAAUUUAAGACCGCCAACGGCCCCCACAGACCCCGCAACCAAAAAGUAUGUGGAUCUAUUGUGUCGACGUGGUCUAAAUUCACAUUAUUUGGAAAAAGAUGGUACUGUCGCUAUGACUGGAGACUUGAAUCUUAACAGUCAUAAAAUAAAGAAUCUGGGUUGUCCAACCCAAGACAAUGAAGCAGUAACCAAAGAUUAUGUCGACAAACUAGUUCAUCAUACUGCAGUUCAACCAAGUCAUCACAACGACCAGUUUGCUUAUCUUAUGUCAAGUGGGUCUCAAUGGACUGAUGAAAUAGAUACUGGAACUAGUUUUUUUAUAACAAGAAUAGGAGACUUAUCUCCUUCUAAAGGUAAUUUUCAUAACUAUAACCACAAAGUAAUUUUCAUAACAAUAAACAAAAAUUCUCAAGGUGGAUAUAAGUAUAAGAUGGGAAUUAACUUUUACAGGUUAACUGCAAAUGCUGAUUACACGCUGUGUUUGGAAAUACUCAACACUGAUUAUCAGCUGUGGCAUAAGUCUCAAAUAACUGUUGAUAAAGGAACUUCAACAGGAUUAUCAAUUGGAAAUGUUAGUGUAAGGAAACUAUCCCAUAGGUAUCUUGAUUCAAAAAAUCAACCAAAAUUUAUGUAUUAUUACAGAAUAAUAGUUAAUUUCCGGAAGUUGUCAUCUGGUAAUAAGUUCUUUCUUCACAUUGUUAAUAGUAUUCCUCAGGAUGGAACUGAUCUGGCUGUGUAUCCGAGACAGUUUUCAGGGGUUUACAUGAUUACCUAUGGUAUUGUGGGUACAGUUAGUAAUAUCGAUCCAGAUAAAGUUUACGACUAUCACACCGCAUUUGACAUCCACCCAACGCAAGUGGAGUACAAUGUUGACAUCAACGCAAAUAAUAAAAAGAUAUUAAACAUUGCUCUUGAUAGGAAUAGUAACAAUAGUGCUGCAACAGUUGCAAUGGUAAAGGAGUUAAUUCCUUUUACCAAAAAUAUUUUGUACAGAAAAUAUUUUGAAGAAUACUAUGACUUCUCUGAUGCGAAUAUUUACGGAAUAAAUAUAGGCUCAUCUGGGGUUAUUAUUAAUUCUUUAAAGCCUAAUAUUACACUACCACCUAAUAAAGACCUAAGUAAUAUAAAAGAAGAUGGCUUAAAUGUAAAUGGUUAUAAUAUUACUUUUUCUCCUUCACAUUCUUCGAAAUCUACUUUAUGUAUUGUUUUUAAUCAUUGGAGAAAUAGGAAUUUUAGCCUAACUAAAUAUAUAUCAACAAACAAUAACAUUUUAUUAAAAUUAAAUUAUGAUAAAACAAACAAUUCAGUAAAUUUAACUGUCAGAAAAACAACUCAAAGUUUUACAAUGCCAAGUAAUUUUAAUGGUAAAAAGAUUGUUUUAUGGCUAACAGAAAAUUUUGAUACAAAUGUCACAAAAGUUAAAAUAAGUAACUACAGCUCAACAUUAACUAUACCAGCCGUUCAAUACAAUAUUAAUCAACGUUGGAAGUUUACAACUGAAGAUGGAGAGUUAAAUAGGUUAAUGUUUUCUCCAAACUUUUACGACUUUGACCCUGAGCAAUUUCACAAAGUAAUGCUUCAAGAAAAGUUAAGUGGAUCUUAUAUAUUAUAGAUAUAAAUGAAGGAUAUCUUUGAAUUUAAUCACAUUGAUAAAUCUCUGUCAGAAUCAGACGUCGGUUGUCUCAAAGAUUUUUAUAAACAUUGUCACAAAAAAUACUGGUGUUUUAAGCGGUCGUACAAAAGAUAUAAACUUCUUGAUGAAACACUUACGCUGACUGGAGGGGGAUUAGUGGUGAUAGGAACUAUCACCGGAGGAAUAACACUAAAUCCAGUAAUACUCGGUGUAAUAAAUGGCGCUGGCGUUAUUGUGGCAAGUCUUGCAAAAAAGAAGAAUUACAAGAAAAAGAUUGAAAUGUCACAAAUAGCAUUUACAACAUAUGACAAAGUAUUGGUUGAAUUACGUUCAGCUCUGAGGGGUGACUCCUUUAACAAACAAGAGUUUAUUGAUCGCAUGAAGUUGAUAGAUGAAAUGAUAAUUGAUCAAACUCCUUUAGCAGAUAGAUUUGUUAAGAAAUAUAGUAAAAAGUUUAUGUGA
Messenger RNA from Porites evermanni, 3410 nucleotides. The record is from the annotation of a GenBank genome assembly. NCBI's taxonomy places the organism in Eukaryota, Metazoa, Cnidaria, Anthozoa, Scleractinia, Poritidae.